Messenger RNA from Cheilinus undulatus (humphead wrasse), 1728 nucleotides. RefSeq names its product carbohydrate (N-acetylgalactosamine 4-0) sulfotransferase 14 (gene chst14). Gene Ontology annotation, molecular function: sulfotransferase activity. Bases 115 to 1239 code for a protein of 374 amino acids. The transcript is spliced from 2 exons. Gene Ontology annotation, biological process: carbohydrate biosynthetic process; dermatan sulfate proteoglycan metabolic process. Gene Ontology annotation, cellular component: membrane. Lineage: Eukaryota; Metazoa; Chordata; Actinopteri; Labriformes; Labridae. The record is from RefSeq and is a predicted model, not a curated record.
GCACUCUAGAAGUUAACUAUGGGUACGUGGUAGGUACCGUGUGGCUGGUUUCCCCCCGUUAAUGAGUUUUAAAGUUUUUAAAGAUUAUAAACAGAGACCAGAGGGACAUCCAGGAUGCUUCCUCGCAGGCAGGACUUCGGCUUCAAGAGGCCGGGAGGAGGACGCAGCAGCUCGGUUAUAAACUUCAGAACCACCGUAAACUCGGGCUCGGUCCGCCGCAGCUCCGCCGUGUUACCGUCUCUGCUGACGUUCCUGGUAAUCGUGGCGUCCGGAGGCCUGCUGUUGAUGAUCGAGAAAGGACUGCUGAACGGCGUGGAGACCCCCCCACCGAAGGGUAGCAACGGCCGGAGGCUGGAGCUCAAUCGGCCGGACGGGAGGCUCAGCCCGGCCGCUGCGGACGUGGACUCCCAGAUAAUCCAGGAGAUCAGGAACCGGACCAUCAGGACCGUGUGCAGCCAGAAGAACAUGCCUCACAGUAUCUGGACGCUGAGCCCGCUGCAGAGGAAGACGUUGCUGCAGCACAUCCUCGUUAAUGAUGAGUACCGCUUCCUGUACUGCUACGUCCCCAAAGUGGCGUGCUCCAACUGGAAGAGGGUGCUGAAGGUCCUGAGCGGCGCUCUGGAGAACGUUAACGUCAACAUCAAGAUGGACCACCGCAGCGACCUUUUGUUCCUGUCUGCUCUGAAACCCGAGGAGAUCCGCUACCGCCUCAAACACUACUUCAAGUUUAUGUUUGUGCGUGAGCCAAUGGAGCGGCUGCUCUCCGCGUACAGGAACAAGUUUGGAGAGAUCGAGUCGUACCAGAGGAAGUACGGCGUGGAGAUCAUAAAGCGGUACAGAAAAGGACACUUAAAAGAUAGCUCUGUAACCGGAGAUGACGUGACAUUUGCAGAGUUCGUCCGCUACCUUCUGGACGAGGACGUGGAGCGAAUGAACGAGCACUGGAUGCCCGUGUACAACCUCUGCCAACCCUGCGCCGUUUCCUACGACUUUAUCGGCUCCUACGAACGCCUCGAAACUGAUGCAGAGUUUGUGUUACAGAGAAUUGGAGCGCCCCCUUCUGUUCACUUCCCAGAGAGACAAACGUGGUACAAACCGGUCACCACGGAGACGUUACACUACUACCUGUGCAGCUUACCUCAGAAGCUGCUGAGGGAACUGCUGCCGAAGUACAUUCUAGACUUUUCCCUCUUCACCUAUCCCCUCCCCAACACGACCACUCAACACUGUCGGCACUGAGCGUGCAGUCUUUUAGAAUUUGGAGAUUAUUUUUUAUAGAGAGAAUCAUUUCUACUAUUUUUAUUGUAGGGGACAAGCUGUGCUUUUAUAGCAGUUACAUAUUUUUUCACUUAAGAUGUUUGAUAAUUCUCUGAAAUGGCUGAUUAUUGAACGAGAGGAAUACUAUAAACCACUAAAGCAUGAAAAGCACAGAAGCCUGCUGCAUUCACAUGAUAAUAAAAAUCUGCUCUGUUUUUCUUUAAAAAAGUUAGACCAUGCAUCACUAACAUAGUUUUACUCAACUUUUCAUUGAUGUAGACGUUUCAGUGCAUAAAAUCUCUUUAUUGUACCUCUAAAUUCCAGAGGCGAGGGAUGUCCUGAUACGGAUUCUGAUACCAGUGUGAACUUUCUGGACAGACUGUGCAGACUAGUAAAUUAUUUUAGACCUAUAUUUGACUCAGAACAUGACUCAACAAAUAGAAUCAUAAUGUACAGCAUCUCUGUGAGCCU